This is a messenger RNA of Archocentrus centrarchus (flier cichlid), 1516 nucleotides long. RefSeq names its product l-isoaspartyl protein carboxyl methyltransferase, like (gene pcmtl). Gene Ontology annotation, cellular component: cytoplasm. Lineage: Eukaryota; Metazoa; Chordata; Actinopteri; Cichliformes; Cichlidae. The record is from RefSeq and is a predicted model, not a curated record. Gene Ontology annotation, biological process: protein modification process. Gene Ontology annotation, molecular function: protein-L-isoaspartate (D-aspartate) O-methyltransferase activity. The transcript has 9 exons. Bases 91 to 864 code for a protein of 257 amino acids.
CUCAGCUGGAAGUGACGCGGCGAGCUACCGAGGUAAACAAGGGCUACCGACCUCUGCCGAAUUAGUCUAUAUGGAGAUCCAGCGUAGGAGAUGCGAGCGGCGUUGCGCCUGGCAGUAGUGGCAGUCCCCAUGGGUGUGCUGCUGUCCCGGACCAUGGCGUGGAUGUCCAGCGGCAAAACACAUCCAGAGCUCAUCAGCAGACUGAGAGAUCAUGGUGUGAUCCGGAGCGAUAGCGUGUUCAAUGCCAUGCUGGCUACUGACAGAGGACUCUACUCCAGAGACUAUCCCUAUGCAGACUCUCCUCAGUCCAUAGGCUACAGGGCAACCAUCAGUGCACCACAUAUGCAUGCUCAUGCUUUGGAGCUGCUAAGUGACAAACUAACCGAAGGGGCAUCUGCACUGGAUGUAGGAUCAGGAAGUGGAUAUCUCACUGCCUGCUUUGCACGAAUGACUGGCCCCACUGGUAGAGUGGUUGGCAUUGAACACAUCGACGAACUGGUUCAAAUGGCAAUCAAAAAUGUCCAAGCUGACGACCCGGAGCUGCUGUCCUCUGGACGCAUCAAACUUGUUGUGGGCGAUGGAAGACUUGGCUACCCAGACGGAGCCCCGUAUGAUGCCAUUCAUGUUGGUGCAGCUGCAGCCACUGUUCCCAAGGCUCUCCUGGAGCAACUGAAACCAGGUGGGCGGUUGGUUCUCCCAGUGGGCCCCGAUGGUGGAAGUCAGGUGCUGGAGCAGUAUGAUCGGCAGAGUGACGGGACCUUCCUCAAAAAAGCUUUGAUGGGAGUGGUUUAUGUCCCCUUGACUGAUAAGAGGCACCAGUGGCCUGGGAGGUGGCGUUGGUGCUGCGUCUCCGGGGCCCUGUAACACCUCUUAUGUUUCCUCUGAGCUUCUGUCUUAUGGACCACCUGCUCUGUUGGGUUGUCACCUAGCAACAUGCAAGGAGGAUCUUGCUCUGUUUGCCUGACCAGAUUGUCUUCCAAGAGGGAUAAAACAAUGAGUGACUGAAUAAGUCUCCACCAGUCUACUGAUUAGCCUGUUCCCAGAAUCCUGUGAUUCAGUUAGAGAGUGAUGCAAAUACAGUGGAUCACAAAAAAAAGCUGCACAGUGUUAUUUAUAGCAAAGCUCGUGAAGUUUAAUAAUGGCAUUCUUGCCAUUAUAGCAUGAAAAGCACCAGUAUGUGUUGUAAUCAAUGCUUGUGGUGAAUUCGGAUGGAUGGUAAAAUUGUGUAUAAUCUUGUGGGAAAUAUUUGGUCACAAAUUCAGAAACACACAAGUAUAAAUCUGGGAAUUUUAAUAAACAUUUAGCAAAUUAAAGUAAUAUAUUUUUUGUGUAAAGAAUGCUUCUUACUCUCGUCAUAUUAUAUUGUAUGUACAGAAUAUAUCACAUGUGACACUGUAACUAUAGAGCAGGGUGGGAAGGUGUGCCAAAAGAGAAUAAUUUGAUGCAUUUUUUUAAAAUUAUACAACUAAAGUAAUUGUGUACACAUUAGAUUUAAUAAUAAAACCCACUAAUUGAA